This is a messenger RNA of Amphibalanus amphitrite, 3249 nucleotides long. Its product is annotated as ubiquitin-conjugating enzyme E2 H-like. Gene Ontology annotation, cellular component: nucleus. Bases 189 to 746 code for a protein of 185 amino acids. Lineage: Eukaryota; Metazoa; Arthropoda; Thecostraca; Balanomorpha; Balanidae. Gene Ontology annotation, biological process: protein polyubiquitination; ubiquitin-dependent protein catabolic process. Gene Ontology annotation, molecular function: ubiquitin conjugating enzyme activity. The record is from RefSeq and is a predicted model, not a curated record. The transcript is spliced from 5 exons.
AGUCAGGAAAAUUGCCUACUUCUUUACGAGUAAUGUUACGUAACUGAAAAGUGAUCGAUGAUUGCGCAGUGGGGUCUCUCCAUUGUGUUGUGUCAGUUUGUCCUUUAGCUUCGAGUGUGUUGUUUGCGUGACUGACUCAUUUCUUCUUUAACUUAUCUCUCCCAAGGGAAGCCUUGUCGGAUCCAGAAAUGUCUUCUCCUAGCGCCGGCAAGAAGAGAAUGGACACGGAUGUUAUAAAACUGAUUGAAAGCAAGCAUGAAGUGACAAUAAUGGGAGGGCUAAAUGAAUUUUGUGUCAAGUUCUAUGGACCAAAAGAAACUCCGUACGAGGGCGGGGUCUGGAGGGUUCGUGUGCUGCUGCCCGAGCACUACCCGUUCAAAUCGCCCAGCAUCGGCUUCAUGAACAAGGUCUACCAUCCCAACAUCGACGAGAUGUCCGGCACCGUCUGUCUGGACGUCAUCAACCAGGCCUGGACGGCACUCUACGAUCUCUCCAACAUCUUCGAGUCUUUCCUGCCGCAGCUGCUGACCUACCCGAACCCGAUCGACCCACUCAACGGAGACGCGGCAGCCAUGUACAUGCACAAGCCUGAGGAGUACAAACGCAAGGUGGCAGAGCACGUGCGGCGCUACGCCACGGAGGAGGCGAUCGCUCCGCCGCCGCAGGUCUCCGACGACCUCUCCUCGGACUCCGAGUCGGAGCUCUCAGAGUUCUCAGAGGAUGAGGCGAGGGAUAUGGAGCUAUAACUGCCGCCGACGUCCGCCGUCCGCUGCUGCCGCUGCCGCCGUCACUGUCAGCCGGCCCUGACAACGUAGAGGGCAUAGAGUCAUCCUGAUUGGGGAGAGAAUAGAGGAAAUUCAUCGGGUAACGGAGGAUUGAUGUCGAAAUCUUUCUUUUCGAAAUCUGUUCGAAAUCGAGUUUCGGGAUAUUUAUCUAGAAUCAUAAAUUCGUAACAGGCAGGCACCAGCUGAUUCGGUCGAAAUGAAAACGAUGUGUUGGUUAUCGGCAUGCCGCUCUUAGCUUUGUUACGAUUAUUCGUUAACCAUAACAUAAGUAAUGCAAUCGUAUUGUGAGCUUUUGUUUGGUGAGAACCGAAACUUACUUCGGUUUCAUGUGUUCAGCGCUCAGUUUCGAACGUUUUCAUAGCCUCACCGAAAUCCAGUAGUGCUUUUGUCUGUGAAGUUUCCGUGCUUUAGAAUUGAACCGAUGUACUUAGAACUCUGGACUUGUUAUAACCGUCGCCUAGUAUAUUUUCGCGACCUGGUUCGCGACGUUUCUGGUUUGACAUUCACAGUGAGUAAACUACUUGCGAUAGGCCGCGUAACUGUAUCAGACAAGGAACAGCAAACCCUCGUGGUUGCGUGAACUGAAUGUGUACGAUCAGACUUCCCAGACCCGACUCUCCUCCGUCUCCGUGUAUUAUCCGACUCUAUGGACCGCACUGUCAUUGGCCGGCCCCCCGGCGCGGCAGCGGCAGUCGGCUGGCCGGCGGACCGGUGCCGUGUCAGUGUGCGUGCGUUCGUGUGUCAUUUUACUGCUGUUACUGGUCGUCGUGGGCGUGUCUCUGGUUUAGCCGUAAGCAGUGUGGUUUGGGAAGUAGGUAGCUGGUAGUUGCGUGGGUUUCCGUGCAGGCUUGUCCUGAUGGCAGGCCGCGGCGGUGUGCGCCGCGCCUUCUCUGUGCUCGUUCACGUGUUGGAUCCCUUUUAUUCUUGACUGGGAACUUGCUAGUGCGAUGCUGCCAGCGGCAACAGGCUGCUCCCGACUUUCUACGAAUCUCGUAUUCUCAGCGGUUUGUCCAUUAGUUCUGUCCCUGGAUCUCGGCUUAGCCCUGAAAACCAUUCAUUGCCGUCCGGCCACCUGUAAUCUGACAAUAUUCCCCGCUAUGGACGGCAAUUUUGAACCACUGCCCGUCCAUGUGUACUUCACGCCCAUCCUUCCAGCUCUCCUUCUGUUGCUAGCUCUAUGGAUCAACCUCAUCGUUGGUAUAUUUCACAGUUGUUGGCGAAGUCACUGUUCGUCGGCUCCACCUCCGUCCUGUCUUUUUUUCGUGUUGUCCUAUCCGCUCUGCCGUCCGCUUUCGUCCCGUCCCGUCUUCCGUCCUGUCCUGUCCCGUGUUCCUCCUGCCGUGUUCCGUCCUGUCCUGUCCCCCUGUUCCGUUCCCCUGUCCGCCGGCGGUACUCGCAGCACUGUAGCCUGUAGUCAGAGUGGUCGGUAGUUGAGUAGUGGCGCGUUGCUCUCCGCCGGGGACCGGUCCACCGCCGGCCGCGACUGUCAGCUCUAGUGAUAAGGUGUGAGCGCGGGCGGCCGGCCCGCCCGCCGUGACCGGUAGUGUGCUGUCAGAGUGAGCCCCCAACCCACCCCAACGGAGGUGAACGAUGCAAAAUAAUUAUCAGCGGAGGUGAAUUAUAUCGUCCAAGGGAUUGUGUUCUGAUUGAUAUGUGCUUGCUUCUAAGCUUUCGGAGUUUUGCGGGUUCUAAAUUUUAGGAGAAAACCAUGACUGACUGCCCUCGCUUUGAGUUCGUUGGGCACGAGCAAUAUCGUUUAUAACUGAUCACUUACUCUGACACAUUCGAAAUAGUCACAUCAAGGAGUCUUCUAAAGAUAAUUCACGGUGUGUAUACUUCUAUAUUAUGUAAGCAGUUUGCGUCUGCCGGAAAACUGCCCCCAUCUGUAGUGUGAAUAUGGCAUGUGAAAGUCGGCGGUAAGGUCGCAUGCCGUCUAGUUAAGUUGGUCUGCGCUGUCAAGGUGGCGUGGCCUUGUUUGAGCCGCACUACCUUGUCGACCGCAGCCGGCCGGAACCCCACAGGGCGCUGCCGACCCUCGGCGCUGCAGUUUAAACCUGGAAUUCCUCGCAUGGUUCGCUGUUUUCCGGUAUGCAACGUAUUUGCUUUUUGCCGUACUAAAGCAUUUCAAAUUAUUCAUUGUCAAUCUUGGGGACAAGAUUGACUGUUUUCAUUGUUUGAACUUUUCGAACGUUAUUGUUUCAACUACUGAGAAUUUGUGUACGUUCUGGUGGUAAAUGCCGCGAUUACCAGGUGCGUAUCUGCAGUGUCGUGUCGGUGGGCUGCCGAAGCGGGUUCGAACCUCGCCCGGUGCCGAACUUUUGGCGCCUCUCAUUGUCCCAUGUACUGGCUACUGGACCCUUUGUGAAGUGUUUACGUGUAGUAUUGGCCGCUCGCCAAGAGCCGCAAGUGUUGUGUACCUAACGCCUCAAUAUAUUUACAAUAAAAAGGUCAACACUCAGUAAAA